This is a messenger RNA of Erigeron canadensis, 704 nucleotides long. RefSeq names its product 60S ribosomal protein L26-1. Gene Ontology annotation, biological process: ribosomal large subunit biogenesis; cytoplasmic translation. Gene Ontology annotation, molecular function: RNA binding; structural constituent of ribosome. The record is from RefSeq and is a predicted model, not a curated record. NCBI's taxonomy places the organism in Eukaryota, Viridiplantae, Streptophyta, Magnoliopsida, Asterales, Asteraceae. The coding region runs from base 82 to 522 and encodes 146 amino acids. Gene Ontology annotation, cellular component: ribosome; cytosolic large ribosomal subunit. The transcript has a single exon.
UUCUAUCAUUAGCUGCUGCCGUCAUUUCAUCUCCUCCUCCACCAAAUCCAAACCCACCUCCACAACCACCGCCGUGAAAAAAUGAAGUACAACCCACGAGUCAGCAGCUCCCGUCGCAAGAACAGGAAAGCCCACUUCACAGCACCGUCAAGCGUCCGUCGUGUGCUGAUGUCAUCCCCACUUUCAACCGAGCUCCGAACCAAGUACAACGUGAGGUCAAUGCCGGUUCGCAAAGACGACGAGGUUCAAAUCGUCCGUGGAACAUACAAAGGACGUGAAGGAAAAGUUGUCCAAGUGUAUCGUAGGAAAUGGGUUAUUCACAUUGAAAGAAUCACGCGUGAAAAAGUCAGUGGAACAACUGUUAACGUUGGAAUCAAUCCGUCAAAAUGUUUGAUCACAAAAUUGAAACUUGAUAAGGAUAGGAAGGAUUUGCUUGAUAGGAAGGCGAAAGGUCGUGCUGUUGGUGAUAAGGAGAAAGGGGAAAAGUUUACUGCUGAAGAUAUCAUGCAGAACAUUGAUUGAUUGGUUUUGGUCAUUUGUUUCUGUCUCUAAAUCUUAUUAUUAUUGUUAUAUGGUUAGUUGUUUUUUUAUGUUUUAUGGUGAUACUGCUUUUGAGGCCUAAUUUUGGUGUUUAAGUAAUAUGGUCAUGGAUUAUGGUUAUGUGAACCUUUUGGUAUCUGAUGAGAUUUAAGGAUUUGGUAAUA